Medioppia subpectinata is the source of this 7293-nucleotide messenger RNA. Lineage: Eukaryota; Metazoa; Arthropoda; Arachnida; Sarcoptiformes; Oppiidae. The record is from the annotation of a GenBank genome assembly.
AUGUACAGAGCGCCUCUUUCAAAGCCAUCUGAUGUUAGACUCAGUGACGGAAUCAAUCAAUCAAUUGAAUCCGCAUUGGUGGUGUGGAGUCUGUGGUCAGUGUCCGGUCCGAGGGGUGUGUGGUGUCGACCGCAGCCCGACUUCGAUGACGACUUCCCGGGAAUCAAACGGUUUAAUGGGUUUGACUUCACUAUCAAACCCAUCCCUGACUUCACUAUAAAUCCUAUCACUAGGUUUACGCCUCCGACGGUUGUGGUCACUGUCAGCCCUCCCAACCCAUUCACUCUCAACUACAAUAGGAUGACACCGAGAAAACCUGGUUUACAUAUCCCUCACAAAGAGUUUGAGAUAACUAUAAAGCCGUUUACUAUGGAUAUAAAAGGCUUGGGAUUUGAUAUCACUUAUACACCGGUUCCCAAACGUUUGGAAAUGGAUUUAAAUAUGAAAAUGAAGAGACGAGACCCGAAAGUGGCCGAUAAACCGGUCAUUAUUCCGAUGAGUGAGAAAUCAGAAAACAAUGAAGUGUUACGACUCAAGCAAAUGAUCCUAACAUUGAAAUCACAGCUAAACAGUUAUGAAGAGGAGAUCUCCCGAAUGAAGGCCACCACUUGUCCGCCGCCCAUACCCUCCAAACCUAAUAACAAGUGUGCGACUAAUAAAUCCAAACGUUUGAGAACUAAAUCAAUAGAAAUUGAUUACAUUGUCACCGAAUCUGAUACUAAACUACAGGAAUUGACGCUAACGACCGCCCCAUCGCCUGUUGUGACCACCGAUGAUAUGACACCAAAACCGAUACGUCAGACAUUGAAACGACAACUAAGAAGAUCGAAGACAAAGGCUAUAAAUUACGAGUUUGGAAAAGAGGAGACACACAAUGAAAUGCAUAGAAGAGCGAAGACAAAGGCUAUGAGAGAUGAGUUUGUAAGAGCACAGGAGAAACACAAUGAAAUGCGUGUAAAUUCAGCCAUUCGUUCGGCAAAGACUUCUGCGAGAAAUAUCAAUAUUCACGCAAUUGAGACACCGAUUAAACCAUUAAUUAUUACUGAAUCUGAACAUCAUUUGACCACUUUGUCAAUUAGUAAAUCAUUGAAUACUGAGUUAAUUGAGUCGACAACUACAUCAACAGUGACUCCUAAACCUGAGACCACUUCAAUGACAACACUUGGAGAUCAAACUUCGACCACUGGAACCAUUGGAUUGUUGGCUAAACCUCUUAAGACAAUUAACUCCAAACCAAGAAUUGGUUUAUGGAGUAACAGAUUAAGGAAGAAAACUGAAGAAUUUGAACAACAGUUUGACACAAACGAAGAGACAAAAACACGGAGUGAAUCAGCGGUCGGUUCCCACAAAACUUCAUCAAAAACUAUAACAACCAAUUAUAACGAAGUGAUGGAGACAUCGACCACUCUAUCAAUUAAGGCCGAAGAAGUUACCACAGAAUCAAUUGAGAAAUCUAGUGAUUCAGAAGUAGAUUUGACUCAAAGAACGAAUAAAAUAACAGAAGCUUUGAUUCAAAAUUCAAAGACAGAAAACAUUGGGUUUGAAGACUUGAUGAGAGAAAUAAACAAUGAAUUCUUCGUUCAUUUAACCAAUAAUACGACAAUGACUUCUGAAGUGAAUCAUAACUCUAAAGGAAUCGAUAUAUCGACCACUCCUUUGCAAACAAAUACCAAAUUAGCAGAGAUUUUAAGUAAAUCAUCGAAAACUAUAGAAUUGAACACUAAUUCUGACGACAUUUCUACUGAGACAACAAAUAUUGAAAAAGAGACCAAAAUAUCGGCUAUGACUACAACUAAUGCAUUAGAAGAGAAACAUUUAACAACAGAAGGGGUGGCGACGACAGAGACAUCACAGUUACUACAAAUGACCGCAAAAUUGUUUGAAACGGACGCUAAUACCGCAGAAACGUCGGCCAAACAAUCCGUCCACAAGUCUGUGUUCGCACAAUCAUUAAGAAGAAGACACACAACACAAGAGCAGAAGACAGCGACCAAAGGUUUGAGGAGGAAAUGGUCGCGAAAACGAGUUUCCCAUCAAAACGAUGACAACACUAGUAAUGCAAGUAAUGAAAUGCAUAAUCAGAUGAAACAGUUAUCAGUCGAUGUCAAAGAGUACGACCAACAGAUACCACACCACGAGAGCAACGCUACCACUCAUGCAAAUGAUGUUAAUAAAGAAUCGGAUCUAAAAAGUCAUUUAUCGGUUGAAUUGGGCACAAAAUCAGGUGACAAUUCUCACGACCCAAACACACAAUCAAACGUUGAUUGGUUGACAAUAAAUGGGUCAGUAGUGAUCGAUUCGAGCGAAUACAAGCUUCGUUUGAAUGAAUUUAUUAAGAAACGGCUGCUGAAGAUGAGGAGCCGUUUGACGAACCAAUCGGAAGAGAUCGCACAUCAAAUAUUGGACUCAUUAAACCACACUUUUGUUUCGUCCGACAAUAAUAUGGGACAAUCGUCUCGAGUCAAGUCGACAGACGCUGCCGAUGAAUUGGCCACACAGUCAUCGGAAUUGGGGGAAACCACUCGUGAUAUACAAGUGACCAAUUCUAUCCGUUUCACUCAUUUGCGUCAUUACAACAAAUUUCUUAAGGAUAGUAUCCGAGAGUUUAAUAAAAUUUAUGCCAAUAACGCAAUGAAUGGCACCAAUGGUCGUAGUGUGGGAUCCGUUCUUGAAGUGUCUUCGUCUUCGUCGUCGUCCUCACUAUCAGAGAAACCAUCGGUUGAAUCGAUAUCUCCGGAAACGGUUGAAACAAAUGGUAUGAAUUCUUCGGCUUCCAGUCAUUGGGCAACAGAAACGGUGGCGACGCCACAGACAUCACAGUCACUACAAACGGAGGCCAAACAAUCCGUCCAUAAGUCUGUGUCCGCACAAUCAUUAAGAAGACACAAAACACAAGAGCAGAAGACAUCGGCGGAAGGUUUGAGAAGGAAAUGGUCGCGAAAACGAACUUCACAUCAAAACGAUGACAACACUAGUAAUGCAAGUAAUGAAAUGCAUAACCAGUUAUCAGUCGAUGUCAAAGGACACGACCAACAGAUGCCACACCACGAGAGCGACGCUACCACUCAUGCAAAUGAUGUCAAUAAAGACAAACAAACGGAUAUAAAAAGUCAUAUAUCGGUUGAAUUGGGCACAAAAUUAGGCGACAAUUCUCACGACACAAACACACAAUCAAAAGUUGAUUCGUUGACAAUAAAUGGUUCAGUAGUGACCGAAUCGAGUGAAUACAAGCUUCGUUUGAAUGAAUUCCUUAAGAAACGGCUGUCGAAUAUGAAGAGCCGUUUGACGAACCAAUCGGAAGAGAUCGCACAUCAAAUACUGGACUCAUUAAACCACACUUUUGUUUCGUCCGACAAUAAUAUGGGACAAUCGUCUCGAGUCAAGUCCGCAGACGCGGCCAAUGGAUUGGCCACACAGUCAUCGGAAUCGGAGGAAAUGACUCGUGAUAUACAAGUGACAAAUUCUAGUCGUUUCAAUGAUUUGCAAAAUUACAACAAGUUUCUUAAGGAUAGUAUGCGAGAGUUUAAUAAAAUUUAUGGCAAUAACGCAAUGAAUGGCACCAAUGGUCGUAGUGUGGGAUCUGUUCUCGAAGUGUCUUCGUCGUCGUCCUCUCUAUCAGAGAAACCAUCGGUUGAAUCGAUAUCUCCGGAAACGAUUGAAACAAAUGGUGUGAAUUCUUCGGCUUCCAGUCACUCGGCUUCCAGUCAUUCGGCUUCGAGUGAUUUGGCUUCGAGUGAUUCGACUUCGAGUGAUUCGGCUUCGAGUGGACGUUGGAAUCAACUGAAAAGUAAACUCAAAUCUAUGGGAAAUAAAAUGAUCAAUGAAUCCGUUAUUUUGGGCGAGAAAGUGAUGGAAACUAUUGGCAAGAAUGACGGCAAAGGAGACAUUCACACCACGAAUGAACACAACAGACAAUUGAAAUUUAAAAAAUCGUCAGCGAGACGAGGGCUCAGCCCUACCCCUGAUUCUGAAGGCGGUCUCUUAAACGCUAUGCAAUCCCGUCGUAACCUUUUUCGGAGUCAACACAACACCAAAUCAAUUGUUACCACUAAUAAAUCUGUCGAUCCUUACAAUCAGGUUAUAACUGAUAGUAAAUCAGAAACGAAUCAAUUGGCGGACAGUCCGACUACAACGACAACGACUACUUCAACAACAUCUGCAACACCGGUCGCACAAUCGGUUCCACAAUUCAACAAAUUAAGACAAUUUAUGAAAAGAACGGUUUUGAAUGUCGACCAAUCAAACGAAGCCGAACAAAGUGACGAUAAAAACAAACUUUAUUUAUCCCAUGUUAAUAUUCCCGUCGACCAGUCGGGCACUAAUGCGGCCCCCAAUAAGUCUCCUGAAGGUCCGCCAGCUAUCAACCAAAUGUUGAGUGGACUGGAGAAAGAGCGACAGGACAUUAAGAACUUGGUCGCAAAAAUCAAGGACAUUAGCCAUAACAAAGAUAACGCCCAAUUGGAGGCCGACCUCUUGGAUCGGCUCAACGCCAACGUCACCCAAAUUAGAGACCAACUGAAGAAGAAUUAUCCCAAAGAGAUGUUCGCAAGCGUUGUGAAGCCGGCGCCACACACCCAGACCACAACAGAAGUGCCCAUAAAUGUGGCCAAUGUUCCCCCACCUCUCAAAGGAAAGGUCGAGCAAUUGAUUAAGAAUGAGAGAGCUUUGGAGGAAGAGUUCGAUGAUCUCGAGGGAGACAUUCAAUGUUUGGCCCAAAUUCCUCAGUCGUCGCCAACAACAACAACUGCACCCCAAACCACACCCGCCUCACAACAAACGGCCGCAAACAGUGGCCAAAGUGUGACCACUAAGGCGUCCGCACAUAAGCCGAAGGGUUCGGCGUUCGAAGACAUUCGAUCGGUGAUCGCUCAAGAGUCACAGCAAUUGAUCCAAAGUGUGAGUCACGCGCAUGAAGUCGACGAUAUUCGGGGCAAAGCGUCCAAUCGGUCCAAGACUUCGGGACCGACGCUCACAGAACUCAAACAAUUGAUCCAAAAUGAGUCCAAAGCGCUCAUCGAUUCGGGAAAUAACGACAUUUCUAAACAAACAUCUGUUGCGCCGGUGGUCACCACAUAUGCACCCCAGACCACAUCCCAGACCACACCCGCGCACAACAACACUGACCACUCAGCGGACAAAACAUUGAAAAUGAGUGUCGCGGCCAACAAUACACAACAGGGCAUCACAACAACACCGGCACCACAUAUAUCCACAACAAUCGACCCGAAACACGCCUUAGUGCUCAACAUGUUCUUCGGCGGUCCGGCGCCACCCAAUGGCACCGCACAUGUUAUUAAGUCUACUCCCGUGGCCUCGCAGUCCAAGAUGGAGAUGUUUGGUCCCGUCAACAUGAAAGCACUGACCGCCACAACAACCACUGCCCACUCCACGACACCCGCGGCCCACACCACCGCACACCACACCAAUGCGUCUAAGGCGGAUCCCAAUCACCCGGCAAUGUCCAACAUGUUCUUUGGCGGCCCCGCGCCCGCCCUCGACGCCGGAAGUGUCAUAAAAUCGUCGGCCGUCGCCGCACAGGCGAAGAUGAGUAUGUUUGGACCCACACAACAAACUGUCACAACAACACCGGCGCCGCACAACGCGGGCCCUACAGCGGAUCCCAAUCACCCGGCAAUGCUCAACAUGUUCUUCGGCGGCCCGGCGCCCGCCCUCGACGCCGGCAGUGUCAUUAAAUCGUCGGCUGUGGCCGCACAGACCAAGAUGAUUUUGAAUCUAUUCUUCGGCGAAGUCGCGCCCUCACAACAAACAAUCACAACAACACCGGCGCCGCAAAAAGUGACGACAACACUGGACCCGAAACACCAGACCGUAUUGAACCUGUUAUUUGGCGGACACCCGCCGGCAAACGCCACGUCAACACUGGACCCGACACAGCAAACUAUUUUGAACAUGUUAUUCGGCGGACCCGCGCCGGCAAACGGCACGACAACACUGGACCCGAACCAGCAAACUAUUUUGAACCUGUUAUUUGGCGGACCCGCGCCGCCAAACGCCACGUCAACACUUGACCCGAAACAACAAACCAUUUUGAACCUGUUAUUUGGCGGACCCGCGCCGCCAAACGCCACGACAACACUUGACCCGAACCAGCAAAUCAUUUUGAACAUGUUGUUCGGCGUACCCGCGCCGGCAAACGCCACGUCAACACUGGACCCGAAACAACAAACCAUUUUGAACAUGUUAUUCGGCGGACCCGCGCCGGCAAACGGUACCGGACAUGUCAUUCCUGCGCAACAAUCAAACGCCACAACACCGGCGCCGCCAAAGGCCGGGCCAACAGUGGACCCGAACCAUCAGACCGUUUUGAACAUGUUCUUCGGCGGACCCGCACCGGCGCCCGACAACUCGAGCCAACACGUGAUCAAUUCGAGUCCAGUGGCCCAUCAGGCGAAGAUGGAUAUGUUCCCGUCCGCCACCACAACAGACGCCCACAACACAGCAGCGCUGAGCGAAGAGAUAAAGAAGAGUAAAGAAGAGUUCAAUGAUUUGUCGAAUCAAAUCAAACACUUUAUAUUCGAGAGACAAAUGCAUAAUAAGGCCGAAAACGACAACGAAUUCAAUAAUAUAAUCAAACAUUUGAAUGAAUUGAAGGAUAGGAUCCGCGCCAAGUACUCGGCAGUCGUGUCCACACCAGUCAAGCAUGAUAUCGACAAUUUGUUGCUCAAUGUACUCACGCCUAUGGUCUCGCCCUUAAGGAUACAGGACAAGGCGAUGCCCUAUAACUACCGCAACUCAAUUGACGGUUUUGAUUUGGGACUCAGAAAUGGUUUGAAUUUGGAUUUGGAUCUGAAUUUAGAUGAAGUAGACUAUGAGUCGCAUCACUACCCCAUCCAGAAGUCUACGUGGGAUUACUGGCGACCGCGCGAACGCCAACACAAUGUCUAUAAUCAGUUGUCUCAAAUAGAGAGCCAUAGAAAUGAUGGUAAAGAUGUGGCGAACGUGGGCUGCGCUGCAAACACCGAUACCAUGACUGAUACAUCAAUUGAAACGGAUAGCGAUCGCAACGUUUGGCGUAAAACAAGAGCCAAGAAAAGGAAAUCAAAUGAAAGACUAAGAAACCUAAGGAUAAGCCAAACAAAAGAGAGGCCACAGAAAUGGAUGAAUAGAUUUAACGAUAGAGAAGACGACAAUUCAUUUGAUUGGAAGAGUGAAUGGAAACCCAAACCAGAGAAUAGGAUAACCGGAAAGACGACGACAGCCAAUAAGUAUCAAGAAAUAAAUCCCAUGCAUAUGCCUGUUAUGACAAACGAUUAUCUACGUGGAUUCCAAUAA